This is a messenger RNA of Hypanus sabinus (Atlantic stingray), 1035 nucleotides long. Its product is annotated as probable G-protein coupled receptor 139. The coding region runs from base 1 to 1035 and encodes 344 amino acids. The transcript is spliced from 3 exons. Gene Ontology annotation, biological process: G protein-coupled receptor signaling pathway. Lineage: Eukaryota; Metazoa; Chordata; Chondrichthyes; Myliobatiformes; Dasyatidae. Gene Ontology annotation, cellular component: membrane. The record is from RefSeq and is a predicted model, not a curated record. Gene Ontology annotation, molecular function: G protein-coupled receptor activity.
AUGGCGCUACAGAACAGUAAAGAGGCGAGAGAUGACGAGGCGAAUUGGGGAUUAAGCCGAGAUGGUGUGUUACAGGAUGGUGCAGAUGUAGUUCCGAUGCUCGGACAAGUGGCCCUGUGCGGUCUCCAAGUGAACAUAGUGGCGAUUGCAAUCCUGUCCCGGGGGAAGUGCGGCCUCUUCACGUGCACCACGCGCUACCUGGUUGCCAUGGCAGCGGCGGAUCUGACGGCUGUCGUCACUGCGCUCUUCACACGGGCCAAGUACUAUUUCCCGGGAUCCUUCCUGGAGACGUAUCCCUUGUGUAGCAUCAUCUUUGUACUGCAAUGUGCUUCCAGAGACUGUUCGGUCUGGCUCACCGUCACCUUCUCCUUCGAUCGGUUUGUCGCCAUUUGUUGUCAGAAGUUAAAAGCCAGCUAUUGCACGGGAAAGACUGCGGCCUUGGUUCUGGUGAUCACCUGCACUAUUAUGUGUUUAAAAAAUAUCCCCUUCUAUUUUAUUCAUAUCCCAAGAGAGAUAAUUAACGGUGUUUUAUGGUUUUGUAAGCUAAAUCCAGCUUAUUACACUGAAAACCAGUGGGUGAGCUUUGACCAAUUCGACAAGAGUUUAACCCCACUGAUUCCAUUCGCACUAAUUCUGAUCCUUAACGCCCUGACGGUCCAGCACAUUUUAGCGGCCAGUCGGGUUCGUAAGGGACUGAGGGGUCAGAGAAAGGGGGAGAAUUGCAGUGACCCGGAAAUGGACAGCAGGCGGCGCUCUGCAAUCCUCCUCUUCACCAUAUCCGGCAGCUUUAUCAUUUUGUGGUUGGCGACUGUUGUCAAUUUCUUCAAGUAUAACGUCGGAGGGACAGAUCCUAAUAGUUACACCGAUUCUGAAUUUAUCUUGGAGGCACUUGGAUACAUGUUGCAGAACCUGAGUCUGUGCACGAACACAUUUAUAUAUGGAGUAACACAGUCUAAGUUCAGAGAGCAUUUCGUAGCCGCAGUUAAAUGGCCACUGAUCACAAUUGUACGCUUAAUCAGGAGACAAAACAGUUGA